Messenger RNA from Gymnogyps californianus (California condor), 3150 nucleotides. Its product is annotated as maestro heat-like repeat-containing protein family member 2B. Bases 1 to 3150 code for a protein of 1049 amino acids. The record is from RefSeq and is a predicted model, not a curated record. NCBI's taxonomy places the organism in Eukaryota, Metazoa, Chordata, Aves, Accipitriformes, Cathartidae. Gene Ontology annotation, cellular component: cytoplasm. The transcript is spliced from 28 exons.
AUGGCUCUCGCCAUCAGCACCGCUGUGCACCGCCAGCUCUCUGACGUGACCAAGGAGCCUGGCCCGGCCCAUAAGGCAGUGCUGUCCCACUGCAUGGUGCUGCAGGCACGAAGCUGCCCCGAAGAGGCAGUUGUGUUUCUGCACUGCCAGCUGAGCGGUGGGAGCGAGGCGGGUCGCGUGGCAGCCCUGGGCCUGCUGGGAGCGCUGGCCCACUCUGACGCACCUGCGAUGAGAGAGAAGCUGCCCCAGGUGGUGGAGGCCGUGCGCUCAGUGUGCAACGACCCCAGUGCCCAGGUGCGGAGGGCAGUUCUGGAGUUCAUCAGGGAGCUGCUCAGCUCCGGCUCCCAGAGCUGCUGGGCAUGGGAUGUGGUGGGGCACAUCUUCACGGAGUUCAGCCGGGCCUCGGGCAGACUGGUGGCAGGAGGCCUUUUUGCCUGGGAAACCCAGGAGGAUGGAGCUCUUCGAGCCCUGUGCGUGGACAUCCUGGGCUCGCUGGAUGUCUCUCGGAGGGGGAUGACCAAACUCCUGUGGCCGAGGCUGCUGCAGUAUGUGCUGCCAGCCCAGUACAGUGGCAUGCUGAUCCCGCUCUCCCGCUGUCUCCGAGCCCUGGUUGAGAGACGGGAGAAAGCCGGGUGCAAGGAAGGAGAGGAGGAGCCUGAUGCCAUGGACUCCCAGAAGCAAGCCUGCCUGCCGGCUCCCCAGGCCCUGUUGGCUCGACUGCUGGUGGUGGCGGCGGCUCCUUACACGAGUGGCGAACGCGCAGUCGCUGCCUUGCAGCUGCUGCAGGCCCUCCACGGCAGGGUCCACAGAGCUUUGGGGGCAGCAUGGGCGACCGAGGUCCCCCUCCUGCUGCAGUACCUGGAAGGAAAAACUGAGAGCUCCCUGGACUCUGCCGAGUGGGAACACCGUGUACUUAAGUUCCUGCAAGCGUCACUGGAGCCCAUCGAGGACAAGGCCUGGACCCUAGGCCUGAGCCAGGAGCUGAGCCAGCAGCUGGGCAGCUCUGCUGCCGGCUCCUGGGAGAAGUUUUUCCUCUACAAGGCUCUUGGGACGACGCUGGCAGCUUGUCGGGACCUCAGACACGUCCAAGGGCAGGUGCUGAGGUUCCUCCAGGAGACAAACCCUGUGGAGCUGUCGGAGGCCCAGGGAAUGAUUUCUGUUGUGUCCCACGCUGCCGAGAGACACUUCCACCUGGUCUUGGACACGAUGACUAUGUUCUCUGCUGCCUUCACCAGAGGCUGGUUCUAUCAGACUUCCAUGGGAUGGAAGGUACAGCGGCGGCAGAAGACGGAGAGAGACCAGGCCAUUCGCGCUGCUCUCAUGCGCACCUACAGCGGCAUUGCGCUGCAUGCCCCCAAGGAGCAGCUGCUGACCCGUGUGGAUAAAGAAAUCAUGGGCAACAUCCUGCGGCUCUCCAGAGCCAAACAGAGGGACUUGCACCUCAAGCUCGCCCUGGUGCAGAGCAUCACCGAGGUCAGCUGUGCCAUCCAGGCUGUGGGCGACUGCGGCAGCUUUGAGCUCUCCUUAAAGCAGGAGGCGACGCGGACCCUGCUGGACUGGAUAAAGGGGGAGCCCUGGGACUCCCUGGUGUAUGGAGUGUUUCACGCCCUGGAGAAGUUGAGCAAGCUGAGGCCACCUCUGAGCAGGGAGGAAAACCGCAAGCUGCUGGCAGUGUGCUGCCAGAGCGUCUUGUCCUAUCCUUCCGAGGAGCAGAUGAAAAAGGGAAGGAAGACAGUGAGGGCAGCUGUGAACAUGCAGCUUCUGCACAGAAGAGGCAUGGAAGAUCUGGGCCAGCUCACAGAAAGCCUUCUGGAGGCAGAGGCGACCUGCUUUGACGACGUGGUCCACGUCCUGAAGGGCUGGCUCACCUCAGCCAAAGAAUGGGAACGGGAGAGAGCCCUGCGGGUUUGCGCCCAUGUGCUGGGCGCUUGCAAGGAGCGAUUUGAAGGAUGUCCUUGCAAGCAGUUUGGCUCGCUGGUGGGACUGCUGGGGUCUCUGACCAGCGACUGCCUGGCCACGUCCCAGCAGAGGGCAUGGCUCUGCCUUGGCUACCUUCUCCAAAUGCAAGCCAAGACCAUGAAGGUGGUGCCUCAGGCACAUGAGAUCAGGUGCCUUUGUGAGGAGCUGAACAGCCCAGACACCGAGACUCUGCUGGAGACAGGCACCAAAAUAGCAAAGGCUGUUUGCAAAUGCAUCCCUCCAGCACAGGCUACGGACUUUCUGACUGCCGUGCUGGACAGCUUGCUGCAUGUCACACCCACACGUGCAAAAGCAGUGCGGAAGUGGGUGUUUGUCUUCCUGGUGGAAUGCAGAAAGGAAAUACUCCAGGAGGUGCCAAAAAUCCUCAACACCCUUUACGCCUACAUGCAGCAGAGCACCCACAGGCCCUUCCUGCUCCGUGCAGUGUUUCUCCUCGCCCAGUUUCACCAGGAGCCCGUGAUCAGCAGUCUCCUCCAGAAAGGUCUGCCCAUGGACAGUGACACGGUGGAGCUGUGGAGGAGCCUGGGGAGAAGCAUCUUUGGGAUUCAGAUCCUGAGGUGCUUAGUGGAGAAACUAAACAGGGCAGGAAACAACCGCCUGAGGACUGACUCCUCCACUUGUGAGCGGCACAACCGUCAGACUGCUCUGGAGACUCUGACGAUCACCCGUGCCAUCUCCGAGGUGGUGCUUGCCCUGAGCAGCACGGAGGAGCUCAGGCAACUGCUUCCCCACCUCCUUCCCAGCCUCCUGAGGUGGGCCAGUGAAACGCUGGGCGAGGAGAGGCUGCUUUCCCCCAUGAGCAGCUGGAGACAACUGUUCCUCGAGGGCCAGGUGCUUGAGGAGAAGCCGUGCAGGAUUUUCCUUUCAGCUCUAGAGUUGGUGCUAGGCAAAUGCAUGGCGCAGAAAUGGAUGCGGCUGCUCGUGAAUCAGGCAGUGUGGGCUCGCCUGGAAGACCCCCUGGCUUACCCGGAGGGGGUGCGUCUCCUGAGCAGCGUCCUGCUCCACGCGGGGCUCGUCUCCCCCUGUCUGGUGAAGAACCUCUUGCCAUGGCUGCAUUCCCGCUCAGUUAAACUGCGGGUGACAGCUACAGCUUUCUUUGCUGAGUCCCCUGAAGAGGCAAAAAUCUUCACCCGCUACUUCUUCGUCACUACAGCCAAGAUUGACUGUUGA